Molecule: messenger RNA, 786 nt
Organism: Cryptomeria japonica (Japanese cedar)
Lineage: Eukaryota; Viridiplantae; Streptophyta; Pinopsida; Cupressales; Cupressaceae
Product: formin-like protein 5
Exons: 3
Coding region: 1-786 (261 amino acids)
Source: RefSeq, a predicted model, not a curated record
AUGGUAUUUACCACUCCAGAUGAGAGUCAAGCUUAUGAAGUGAAUGAAAAGGCAAGGAAGUUUGGAAAAGACAAAGCUAAGAUUGAGCCUUCCUUUAAAGCCUUUGAGGAAGAUCCAGAAGAUGAAAGUUUAGAUGAGAGGGAAGCAAAAUUUGUAAGGAAAUUGAAGAAAGGGUACCGUGGGGCCCCCUGCCACCACACGGCCCUACGGGACCUCAGGUCCCACAUCCCUACCGACCACCACAGGUCUUUUCCAGCACCUCUGCUCUUGUAUCUCCGGUCCCCGGCCCCCUGCGUUCUCCGACGGCACCCACCGCCUGCGGCCCCCCAGCUCCCUGGCCGCCGCCUAGCCUGGCCUCCCCACCGCCGGCUUCCGCCACUCGACCCGGCCUCCUCUGCCACUUGUGCAGCUCUUGGCUACUGGCCACCCUGGCUCUGCCUGACUUGGACUCCUCCUUCGCCGCCUAUGCCUAGCCGCCGAGAAAUCUAUGGCCCGGCCCGCCAUCGCCGACCCUGGCCCUUACUGCCUCCGCCUAUGGCCCUGCCACCGCCGGGCUCCUUUGUACUCACCGCUGCUCCCUACGAUGCCACCACUGCCGGCCCUAGCCCUUACCGCCUCCGCUUGCAGCCCUCACUACCCGGCCCCCAGCCGCCGCUUUGCCCGGCCCGCCGCCCAGCCGUCGCUCAGCUUGGCCCCGCCACUCAACUCCCCGGCCUACCACCCAUGCCUGGCCGCCACUUUGCCACUUGGUUCCGCUUCGCCCAACCCCCUGGGAGCUCCACCUAG